GUCCAGACACUUCUGUCUCCAUACACAGUCCCUCCUCUCCCUCUUUCACCUCUCUUCCCCCUUUUCCUUCGCUCCAGCCCUCACUAGCCCAUGCUUCAGGAGCUCUGGAGACUCCCAAUCCAGUCAUCCUCCUCACAAACACAGGAAACAUCAUGGCCAACUGCAGCAGCGUCUCCAGACUUUUCCUCCUGGCCCUCCUCUGCCUCUGGGUAGCCACCCUCCACUCAGAGACCGUGGCAGACCCCGCACCCACUUUACAAGGGGACAACCAGGACAUGCUGUCCGGAGAGGGGGCAUAUGACAUCACCACCAAAGACCCCUUCCAGGAUAUGACGGAGAGAGUGUUCACCUUAGAGUACGAGGACACCACCCACUCACAGGCCAUGGACGAGGAGGAAAAUGUCCUGGGCCCUGGCGCCAUCACAGCCAUUGUCAUCGCAGUCGUCCUGGGGACUUCAGUCCUCCUCGCCCUCAUCAUCAUCACACUCAGGAAGUUUACUGCUUCCUAGAGCCACUUCCUCUUCCUCUCUCGCUCUCUCUUGCUCUCAUUGUCACUUCCAUUCAUCUAUCUUUAUUGUUUUUCCCAUUCUCUCUACAUUCCGUUUCCCUUAUACACACACAUAUUGUGAAAGUGAAACCCUCUACAACCCUGGACAACCCCUGGAUGCUAUAAUGGUAUGUGGCAGGUCCCUUUGGCCUUGAAGAGCAACUGACAAUGAAAUUCCUUCAGACUCUAGCUACUGUAAUCAUGCUGUUCUUCUUAGCACACGUCCACUAUUACAUUGUCAAUUGGAGACUAAGUGAAAAUGUACCUUAAGUGGAAGUUAGGAUUUGCACAUAAGAGGAUAUUAGAGACUGGCAGGUUCUUCCAGUGUAAAGUCAGAGCUUUAAUAUGAUUUAAUAGUGAAAAUUAAAAUCCCUUUAUUUACUUUAUUUGUAAUGAUCUGUAGUUUAUAAUUGUGUGUCCAAAUGUUUUGUCGAGCUUUGUGAUUUGUUUUUGUUGAUCUUUGUAGAAGUAUUUUUUUUCUGACGGUUAUGUUGUAUGUUGAUGUAUCCUGUCUAUGUGUUGGUCUUUGUGCAUGAAAGGGUGUGAUGAGUGUGUCUUUGUGAAGAUGUAUCCACCAUGUUCAUUACGUUGCAGUAUUACGGAGUUAUUUUGAAUGAUCAUAUCUCAUGAGAGAAUAAUUUUCCCGAUGCCCACAAUGUGCUACCAUUUGUUGCCAAAUAGGUUUUAUAAAAGAAACGUUUGCCAUUUUCCACUGGAACAAACAUAUUGAUAGUGACCCAAAAAUAUAACAUUUUAAAGAUAAAUGCUGGCAUCAAUAAAUAAACAUAAACAGGGUACUUUGUGUGUUUUUACCUGCAAAGCAAAUAUUAACCUUGGGUAUAAAACGACAGCAUGACUGUUGUGUGUUUGUGUAUGGGUGUGUGUGUGUGUGUGUGUGAUAUGAUUUUGGGGGGUUGGAUGGGAUGCAUUGUAUAAUAUUUAGAUAUUCUAUAUCAGAAGACAACUAUUUUCUGUAUUACUCUUGCGUUUUACCAAUCAACUAAUGCUUUUGUAAAACAAUAAAUAUUCUUUAAGGUAAUAUCACCUGUUUGAACUAUGUUUUAUAUUGUAUAAAUCAAUAAAUCACUUCCUACA
Molecule: messenger RNA, 1642 nt
Organism: Coregonus clupeaformis (lake whitefish)
Lineage: Eukaryota; Metazoa; Chordata; Actinopteri; Salmoniformes; Salmonidae
Product: protein SNORC
Exons: 3
Coding region: 153-509 (118 amino acids)
Biological process (GO): cartilage development
Source: RefSeq, a predicted model, not a curated record